GUUUUACGACAAAUUGUUUUCUCCACGUAUUCUCAUGUGUGAUAUCUCCUUUCGCUCUCGCUCUUUCUGGCUCGCAGCUGCAGGGGCAAGAGAAAGCGGUGGCCGAGGCGUCUCUUUCUUCUUCUCCUCGUUGCUCGCUGUCUCUUGAUCAUCCGCGUUUCGAUUUCUUCGAAUUUUCUUCUACGUUUUAGCUUGGAAAGGGAGAGUGAGGGAGAGAGAGUUUCUUUGUUUCUGGGUGGAUUUUAAGAGUUUGAUCGAAGUCUAGUGAAGGAAUGCGCGGCGGAGCUGCCGGAGACUAGGGCGUUCGCUUGCAGAAGGUGGGGGCGAAGGCGUAUGUAAAAUGCGACGUCUUGUCGAUGACGAGGGAGUCGCUAGUACCGCGGCGGAGGACUUUGCAGAGAAGUCCCUUGUGCAAGCGAGGGGUAGAUCUCAGGGUGGGGGUGGGGGAAGACGGGUGACUCCCACGGUCGAUCUCGCUGACGACGAGGAGGAUCCGGCCUUGGAGAAGGCGCUGCCGAACGGGGAUCUGUAUACCGGUGGAUUCGCCGGCAACGCGCCUCACGGGCGUGGGAAGUACCUGUGGGCAGACGGGUGUAUGUACGAGGGGGAGUGGCGAAAGGGGAAGGCCUCCGGGAAAGGGAGGUUCUCAUGGCCUUCUGGCGCUUCCUACGAGGGUGAGUUUCGUUCCGGCCGGAUGGAGGGGUUCGGCACUUUCAUCGGUGCUGACGGCGAUACCUACCACGGUCAGUGGGUGGCUGACCGCAAGCAAGGAUUUGGCAGCAAGUCGUACGCUAACGGAGACCACUACGAGGGCAUGUGGCGGCGCAACCUCCAGGAGGGCCACGGCCGCUACGUUUGGCGGAACGGCAACCAGUACGUAGGCGAGUGGCGUGGAGGCGUGAUCAACGGCCGGGGUGUACUCAUAUGGACCAACGGAAACCGCUACGAUGGCCAGUGGGAGAACGGCGUUCCGAAGGGGAGCGGCGUGUUUACCUGGCCCGACGGCAGCUGCUACAUCGGCAGCUGGAGCCGCAGCGAUCCCAAGGCUCUCGACGGCACCUACUACCCCGCCACCGCCACGCCCCGGAAAGAGAUCGUCUCUGGUAGGAGAAGCUCCUUCUCCUUCUCGCCGCUGGACGAUGGAUCACCGAUGGCGCCUUCGUCCAGGAAGCGGUUGUCUGUAGACGUAGUCCACCGGUCGCCUGGGCGGAUCAGCUCGGUGGCUGAGAAGAACUUCCCCAGGAUCUGCAUCUGGGAAUCGGACGGCGAAGCUGGGGAUAUCACUUGCGACAUCAUCGCCAACGUCGAGGCAUCGUUGCUGUACACGGACAGAUCAUUGCACGAUCAUGUCAGUGGGACUCUCAUAGGUACCGUGCAACGGAGACAGUGCUCCCUCCCCUUGUUUACGCCGGAGGUAAAGAAGCCAGGGCAGACGAUAUCGAAGGGGCACAAAAACUACGACCUGAUGUUGAACCUUCAAUUAGGCAUCAGCUACUCAAUUGGGAAACCCUGCUCGGCACAGCUGAGGGAGCUACAGCAGGAAGAUUUUGAUCCAAUGAAGAAAUUCUGGACGAGGUUCCCUCCAGAGGGAUCAAAGAGCACUCCUCCGCACCAGUCACCGGAAUUUCGAUGGAAGGACUAUUGUCCUAUGGUCUUUAGACACCUAAGGAAAUUAUUUUCAGUGGAUCCAGCAGAUUAUAUGUUAGCUAUCUGUGGAAAUGAUGCACUGAGGGAGCUCUCUUCACCUGGGAAGAGCGGGAGCUUCUUUUUCAUGACCCAGGAUGACCGUUUCAUGAUUAAGACGGUAAAAAAAUCAGAAGUGAAGGUACUUAUUAGGAUGUUGCCCAGUUAUUACCGGCAUGUAUGUCAGCAUGAGAGGACUCUAGUGACAAAAUUCUAUGGAGUUCAUUGCGUAAAACCCAAUGGUGGCCAAAAGGUCCGGUUCGUUGUUAUGGGCAAUUUGUUCUGCUCCGAAUAUCAAAUACAUAGGAGGUUCGACUUGAAAGGUUCAUCCUAUGGGCGGACAACCGAGAAGACUGAAGAAGAGAUUGAUGAAACAACUACACUCAAAGAUCUUGACCUGAAUUUAGUAUUUCACCUUCAAAAUUCUUGGCGCAAAGAGCUACUUGAACAAAUCAAACAGGACUGUGAGUUCUUGGAAUCAGAGGGGAUCAUGGAUUAUAGCCUCCUUGUGGGAGUUCACUUCCUAUCACCACUUCUUGCUUCACUUCAGUCAUCUAAGGAGGAAUCAUUUCAAUGCGGCCUAUCUGUCUCAACAUUCAAAUGCCAAGAUAUGAAUCAAAUUCCAGACACACGGAAACCAUUGGCCCGGUUGGGUGCGAACAUGCCAGCGAGAGCAGAGCACGCUGCAAGAAGCGCAGCAAGCACUGGGAUGCCAACGCCUACAGCAAGCGGCGAGCUCCAUGACGUGCUUCUCUACUUUGGCAUAAUCGAUAUCCUUCAGGACUACGACAUCACCAAGAAGUUGGAGCACGCCUACAAAUCGUUGCAGGUCGAUCCCAACUCCAUCUCCGCGGUGGACCCAAAGCUGUACUCUCGGAGGUUUCAGGACUUCAUCAGUAGAAUAUUUAUCCAAGAUGAUUGACACACGGUAAAAGAACACAAUUGUAGAGCCUUUUUAUUAAAAGCAGCACUUCAGUGUCUGCUACAGUCGGUGGUGGGUAGUGGGCUGAAUUUUGAAGCUCAGCCAUGGAUAGAUUCUUAUAUGUAAGUAAAGGGCGUGUUGAAUUCCUUUUAUUUUCACAUUUCCUUCUUGAAAGAGUGAAGGGAUAGUAGAGUUUGAUAGGGGAUGGAUGGAACAAUGGUUGUACAGAUGGAUAGUGAUGCUGAUUGUGCACAUUACAAAGAAAAAAUUUUGAUGCAUGCCA
This is a messenger RNA of Zingiber officinale, 2888 nucleotides long. RefSeq names its product phosphatidylinositol 4-phosphate 5-kinase 1-like. Lineage: Eukaryota; Viridiplantae; Streptophyta; Magnoliopsida; Zingiberales; Zingiberaceae. Gene Ontology annotation, molecular function: ATP binding; 1-phosphatidylinositol-4-phosphate 5-kinase activity. Gene Ontology annotation, biological process: phosphatidylinositol metabolic process. The record is from RefSeq and is a predicted model, not a curated record. The transcript has 8 exons. The coding region runs from base 341 to 2605 and encodes 754 amino acids.